UCAAUAAUUCUCCAUACAUUUGUUAGUUAUAGUGAGUAUCAUAAGUAUUCACAUUUCGCAUUUUGUUGCAUGACAAAGUGGGAUUGAAAUGAAUUUCAUUGUGAUAUUUUCAUGAAAUUGAUAUGCACAAAAUAUUCCAUUAUGUCAAAGUGAAAAGAAAAUUAUACAAAUGUUAACAUGAAUAAAAAAUGAAAUAACUAAAAUAUAGUUGUUUCAAAAGUAUUCACCCCAUUUGUUUAGACAAACCUAAAUUAGUUCAAGAGUAAAAUUUGGCUUAAGAAGGUUCCUCAGUCAAGUAUUGAAUUUCAAGCACAGAUUCAACCACAAAGACCUUUUUGAAAGCCUCAUAAAGAAGGGCAGUGAUUGGUAGAUGGGUAACAAUAGCAAAUAAAUCAUCUUUAAGUAUGGUCAACUGAAUCAUUAUGCUGAGAGUGAUGUAUUAAACCACCCAGACACAAGAAAGAUACAGUCGUCUUUCUGAACUGAGCUGCAGGACAGGAAGGAACCUGCUCAGGGGAUGUCACCAUGAGGCCAUUGGUGAUUUUAAAACAGCUACAGAGUUCAAUGGCUGUGAAGGUGGAAAACUGAAGACGGAUCAACAGCAUUAUCGUUACUACGUCCUUAUAAGGCUUUAUGCAAUACCAUUACAACAUUAUAUGCAUGUAUAAAGGCUUGGUUUUUAGACACAGAGAGAAAGUGCAUAUGCUGUUGCAUAAUGCCUUAUAAGGACAUAGCGGGAUGGAGAAAUUUGACGAGAGAGAGGGACGAAGAGGAAGAAAUAGAAGAAUAUAACUUUUACAGAAAGUCAGAACAGACAUAACUAACAAACGUAUGAAGAGACGUUCCCUAAAAAAAAUGAAAUGAAACAGAAAAAACAGUCUUAUGACAAACAGCAGGAGAGACAUGUAAAGGAAAGGUGGGGCUCAGGACCGGUCUUAUGACAAACAGCAGGAGAAACAGAGAGAGAGAGUGGAUGAAAUAAAAGAGUAGAGAAUAGUAGAGGAAAAAAACAAGAAAAGGGGAGUUUAUGAGAAAAGGGGAGUGAGGGAAUGGAGAGGGAGAGAGAGGAAAGGAAGGAGAGAAAGAGAAGGAGGAGCGAGGGAAGCAGUGAAAGAGGGCAAGAGAGAGGCGUUAGGAGGGUAUGAUAGAGUUGAGAGUUAAGGCAAGCCACAGGAAGGGAGGGAGGGAUAGAAGGAGUGAAAAAGGGAAAGAGAGAGGCGUCAGGGGUUAUGAUACAUCUGAGGAUUUGGAGAAGAAAUUAAGCCACAGGAAAAAGAAUGAGAGAGAGAAGGAGGGAGAGAAGAAGAAGGGAGGUAGAGAGAAGGAGUGAAAGAGGGCAAGGGAGAGGCUUAAAGGGGGUACGAUACAGAGGAAAGGAACGCCACAGGAAGGAGAGAAAGAAGAAGGGAGGUAGAGAGAAGGAGUGAAAGAGGGCAAGGGAGAGGCUUAAAGGGGGUACGAUACAGAGGAAAGGAACGCCACAGGAAGGAGAGAAAGAAGAAGGGAGGUAGAGAGGAGUGAAAGAGGGCAAUUGAGAGGCUUAAAGGGGGUACGAUACAGAGGAAAGGAACGCCACAGGAAGGAGAGAAAGAAGAAGGGAGGUAGAGAGGAGUGAAAGAGGGCAAUUGAGAGGCUUAAAGGGGGUACGAUACAGAGGAAAGGAACGCCACAGGAAGGAGAGAAAGAAGAAGGGAGGUAGAGAGGAGUGAAAGAGGGCAAUUGAGAGGCUUAAAGGGGGUACGAUACAGAGGAAAGGAACGCCACAGGAAGGAGAGAAAGAAGAAGGGAGGUAGAGAGGAGUGAAAGAGGGCAAUUGAGAGGCUUAAAGGGGGUACGAUACAGAGGAAAGGAACGCCACAGGAAGGAGAGAAAGAAGAAGGGAGGUAGAGAGAAGGAGUGAAAGAGGGCAAGGGAGAGGCUUAAAGGGGGUACGAUACAGAGGAAAGGAACGCCACAGGAAGGAGAGAAAGAAGAAGGGAGGUAGAGAGAAGGAGUGAAAGAGGGCAAGGGAGAGGCGUGUACAGAGGAGGGAGAGGCCAGCUCAGGGCGCCGUGGAAACGAAGGUUUCCUGUCUGAGGAGGAAAGAAUCUCUCAUCUCAGGUUGCCAUGGUAUCAUUGGACGAGCCUCUGGACCUGAAGCUUCCACAGGCCAAUGGGAGGGUCAGGUUGGGAAAGAGGGCAUGUUCGGCCUCCAUCUGCGCCCCCCUCAGUGCUACACGACAACGUCUGCUACGUAACCUACCAAUGACCUACCCCUCACCACCUCCCUCUCCAGGUACCCCCUUGUACCACCAGGAGAGGGCAGGUUCCUGCACCCCCCCUGCCAUGGACCUGAGUCUCUCCCCUCCUUCCGACACUCCCCCUCUCCCUCCCCCUCCUCCCGCCAUGCACCCUCCCCCUCUGCCUCCCCCUCCUCACCCCUGGACUACCCACCCAGCUGCAGCCCAGCCACACCCAUCUACUCCAGGGAAGCAGCUCUCCCUCGUUACCUGGAAGGCGGUGCUUCUCCGCAGGGCUUCCAGAUCUUCCUGCCAAUCGGGACCACAGGGGGCGGGUUCAACCUGCCCUCCUCCAUGUUCAUUGGUCAGCCCGGGGAGAAGCGGGUGUCACCCGAUCCCUCAUCGGACGAGCAGCUGGCCUGCCAUUGGAUGAAGUGCCACCUGCUGUUUGACUCGUUACAGGACCUGGUGGAUCACAUCAAUGACUACCAUGUCAAACCUGAAAAGGAUUCUGGGUACUGCUGCCACUGGGAGGGCUGUGCCCGCAACGGGAGGGGAUUCAACGCCAGGUACAAGAUGUUGAUCCACAUCAGGACUCACACCAAUGAGAAGCCUCACCACUGUCCCACCUGCAACAAGAGCUUUUCUCGCCUGGAGAACCUCAAGAUACACACACGCUCACACACAGGAGAGAAGCCGUACAUCUGUCCCUACGAGGGCUGCAGCAAGCGCUACUCCAACUCCAGCGACCGCUUCAAACACACGCGCACCCACUACGUGGACAAGCCCUACUACUGCAAGAUGGCUGGCUGCCUUAAACGCUACACCGAUCCCAGCUCCCUCCGCAAACACAUCAAGGCCCACGGACACUUCGUCGCGACCCAGGAACAGGCCUCCUCAGCCGGGCUCGGGGUGUUCCUCAAAGGGGGUGGUCUCCACGGAGGUAACGGUGGAGGGGUCUCAGAGAUGGGCUAUGUCGGCGGGGCCCAUAUUAUCAUCCCAGGAGGGGCCGCCAUGGCUUCUCUCCUAGGGGGCCACCAUCUAGGGGCCUCGCUGCCUCUCUCGGCCAUGUGUGGCCCCCUGGAUCUCAGCAGACUAGGUCACCCUGGAGCCUCCUUGUUCUCACUAGGUAGUGGAGGUGGGGGAUUGGGUUGGUGUGAUUCCUCCCUGCUCCCGUUUGGACUCUCGACUGCAUCCGUGUUUGGGUUGGCUUCCAUGGGUCUGGGGCGGCUAGGGAGAGGGGAGAGCAGGAGGGAGGGGGAGGAGGAGGACGGAUGUGAAGAGGAGAGGGAGGAUGAGGUAUUGAAUUUGUCUGCGGGAGGGUAUGGAGGGACAGGGGUGGGGCGGGACCUCCCCUCCUGGGUGGUGAUUCAAUCCCCUGGGGCACUGGUGCUCAAACCAGCUGUUGUCAGCUAGGGCCAGGGUGUGUGUGUGCUCAGCUUGGGACACGUGCUCACACGCCUGUUGCUACGAUCAAGGGACAGGGUGUGUGUGUAAGUUUCUGUGUGUGUGUUUGUGCCUAAACGAUGCCUCGGAGCUGAUAGUUGGUGUGUGUGUGUGUGUGUGUGUGGAGGGGGAGGGUUAGGUGCUUUAUAAAAGCUGUGUGGGGUUCAAAGGUAAUUCUCCUUUUCAGACAUGAAAAAACUCUGAUCAUUUCAACACAAAACAGUAACAGCAGGCUGAAGAAAACAACAAGAAAACUAUGGAAAUGUACCUCAAACAAUCCCUCUGGACUUUUUCAAUGGACUUUUCCCAAUGGACAUCCCUAAUUGACAUUCCCAAAUGAUUUGUGUGGCAACACAGUUGGAUUUAUGUAAUCACCAUUAUGAUGUAAAGAAGAAGCAGCAGUUAUUGAGAGAAUUGAGGUAAUAUGCUCCUGUGUGUUUUGUUAGUCAUCAUUUGUAUGCAGCACAGACCCUAUGGACUAUAACCGAUAACAGCUACUGUUAGUCUGGAUAGUCACUAUAACAGUGGGUUUAUAUUCAUUGUCUUUAACUAUUAUGGCCACCAGGGGGAGGUAGAGAGUCAGGUAAAUUUUGUCUAAUCUUUCUAGCCUCACAUCAGAACUGAAUUGUUCUGUGUGGACGUUGUCUGUAGCCACAGAUCUUGGGUCAGCGUACCAUCCUUAACCAUUAGAAAAUGCGAAAAUGACCUUAGAUCAGUGUCUAGGGCCAACUUUAUUCUCCGUCCUCCCCCUCUACUCAGUCUCUAGACUCACAACAACAAACAGCCUUUAAAAUCCCCUGUAGGGAAUAGGCUCCCAAGGUUACAAGGUAGUCAGUGGAAAUCUGUGGUACACACACUACAGAGCAAACACAGUCUUGUUGAAGGAUGUCGCAUGUCAAACUACAUUCUACAUCCGUCUAGGGGUGGAUUCUAACUUCCACUUUAGUCAAACGUUGAUGACAAAGUUCAAAUGUAAAUGGAAGUUUAGGAUUUGCCUUUGUUAUAUAUAUAUAUUUUUUACACAGGCAGGGCUAGGGGUAGCCUUCACUCAUGUUACCCGGUUACCCUAGGGUCCUCUGAGCUAAAAAUGUGGUAUUUAGUUCCAUUGUCAUGUGACUGCCACCUGCAUAGUUGUAAGGUUGGUUGCCAGGACGACAGAGGUGUGGUUUGGCUAAGAAAGGCUAUGAUGUUUCGCUGACAAUGAACCGCACCUUCCUCUCCCCUCAACCAACCUACUUGACCUGCAGUGGCUUCACACACCUAGGCUGCAUCUGAAAUGACACCCUAUCCCUGUAUAGUGUUCCCUAAAAGGUAGUGCACUGUAAAGGGAAUAGUGUGCCAUUUCAGUCGCAUACCUCAUGCUUUAUGACUGACGAUCAAAUUCAAUAACGUUGAAUGAAUUAAGCUUAAAUGAACCUAUAUCUUGUAUGUUUUUACCCUGCAAAUGGAUCAAAUCUGGUGUGUGGUCCCAACAGCAAACAGCCUUUAAAAUCUUCUGUAGGGAAUAGGCUCCUGAAGUUACAAGGUAAUGAGUGGAACGGUUUGUAUAGGUAUGACACCUCUGUGUCUUUUCAUCACUUCUGCAAACAAGUAAAACCAGUUUUAUUUGUCUUUCUGGUUAAGACGAGACGUUUCUGUUGAAUGUUGAAGUUGUUCCUCUCUCCAACUUAUUUUGUCCCAAAUGGCACCCUAUUCCCUAUGUAGUGUGCUACUUUUGACCAGAGCCCUGGUCAAAAGUAGUGCACUACAUAGGGACCAGGUUGCCAUUUGGGGCGCAUACAAAGACAAGGAUCCUAUGUCAGGAUCUACAAACCCAACGAUGACGCAUUAACCCUUUGUGCGACAGACAUUUCUCAAUAAAGCCGACAAACCUCAUAAAAGUAUUAUUUGCUAAUAGCUUAUCCAACUCAAAGGUAGGGAUUGGUAUUUGAUCUGCACGACUUACCUGGCAUCCAGUAUUAUUGGCCAAGUUAGGGAUUUCUAUUUGAUCCAGGUUGUAUUGAUUAGAUAAGUAGACCCAAUGUAAACUGAAGUGUGUACAUAACUGUGUAGUGCUUUAUAAUAGCUUCAUUAUCUGUAUUUAUUCCCAGACAAAUCACUCAAAAUAAUACUUAGUCGUUGUUGUAAGUACAAUGUAACAACGUGUAACUCGACCAUGCCAGUUGAAUUUAAAUGUAGUUACAAACCAGGAACUGUAAGAUUGAUUGAGAAAAACCCGAAACUUCAGGUUCCCAUAUUGAGGUAACACAGAAAGUACAAAUAGGACAGAGGUGAAUGUACAUAUGAAGUCUACAUAUGCGCAAAGGGUUAACAUGACACUAUGGCCUCCCUAUUGCAGGCCAGCAUCUGAUAUCAUUUCUUAUCCUCGUUUGCACAUUAAGAUUUGCAAUUAUUAUGAUGUUUUUUUUAUGUUUCCAAGUGCCUGGUAUGUAUCACAAGUGAAAUAUACUGAAAAUACACACAGCACAUUCAAUGAAGUACAGGUACAUGUAAUGCAAAUGUAUAAAUGUAGGUAUUUGUUCCAAAGGGUCAACACUUUACAUGACUGACUGUUUAGAGAUGACAGAAGGUGUGAUUGGUGACAUCAUAGCAUUGUGUGCUGUCAGUUUUUUGACGAGGACUGUUAAACGGAAUGUGUCGUUAAUGACGAAGACGUGACGUCAAUAAACAAAGAUAAACAAAUUAAGUGGCA
Messenger RNA from Oncorhynchus gorbuscha (pink salmon), 6357 nucleotides. RefSeq names its product GLIS family zinc finger 2a (gene glis2a). Gene Ontology annotation, biological process: smoothened signaling pathway; regulation of transcription by RNA polymerase II. Bases 2574 to 3635 code for a protein of 353 amino acids. NCBI's taxonomy places the organism in Eukaryota, Metazoa, Chordata, Actinopteri, Salmoniformes, Salmonidae. The transcript has 7 exons. Gene Ontology annotation, cellular component: nucleus. Gene Ontology annotation, molecular function: DNA-binding transcription factor activity, RNA polymerase II-specific; RNA polymerase II cis-regulatory region sequence-specific DNA binding. The record is from RefSeq and is a predicted model, not a curated record.